CAGCCCCUGGGCACCUAAGGAUCUCAUCCCCCCCGGCUGUGCCAGCAGGAGGCCAGGCUGUGCCAGGACACCCAGGCAGAUGGUGGCUGUGUGGAGGCUGACUCCCCCCUCUCACACUGCUCCAUCCCCUGUUUUGCAGAGAUCGUUGGUGAGGGCUCAGCCCUCUAUGGCCUCCCUCCACCUCUGAGCCUCCUUCGCUGCUGCCCACAGGGAGAGGACCCCAGCUGCAUCCUUCAGCCAGCACCAUGGUGGGGCAGAGCCCCCUGGAGCCCAGCGAGGGCAGGGCUGCAGUGCUGCUGGAGCCCUUUGUGCACCAGGUGGGAGGGCACCUGAGCCUGCUGCGCUACGACGAGCACACGGUCUGCAAGCCCCUGGUGUCCCAGGAGCUCAGCUUCUACGAGGCACUGCCCCUGCCCAUGAGGCAGUUCACUCCCCAGUACAAAGGCAUCGUUUCAGUGCAGCUCAGGAGGGACAGCCUUGGCAACCUGGUCCUGCUGGCCAGCCCCAGCCUGCAGGCAGAGAGCGCCGUGGGGGACUCCUCGGGGGCAGUGUGGCACAGGCACAGGAGGGCUGCUGGCAGUGACUGUGCCAAGUGGAGCCACACACAGCUCACCAAGACCUGCAAAGACAGCUGCCCAGGGAAGAUGCUAUUGAGGACAGACCUUCAGUACUGCACAGAGCCACUUUUGGAGGAUGCAAAUGGAAACCAGCCAGAAAGAAAGAGCCACAACCCCUGGGGACUGCACUGCCACAGGCAGCACCUGAACCGCCUGUCCUCCAAGCACAACGAGAACAAACUCCACCAGUUCCUGCUGCUGGAAAACGUGGUCUCCAAGUACAGCUUCCCCUGCAUCCUGGACCUGAAGAUGGGGACCCGGCAGCACGGGGACGACGCCUCGGAGGAGAAGCGAGCUCGGCACAUCCGCAAGUGCCAGCAGAGCACCUCCGCCGCGCUGGGCGUCCGCAUCGGCGGCAUGCAGGUCUACCAAGCAGACACUGGCCACUUCCUCUGCAAGGACAAAUACUACGGCAGGAAGCUCUCGGCAGAGGGGUUCAGGCAAACCCUGCGCCAGUUCCUGUGCAACGGGAACCGGCUGCGGACGGAGCUGCUGGAGCCCAUCGUGCUGCGCCUCAAGGCUCUGCUCUCUGUCAUCAGGAAGCAAAGCUCCUACAGGUUCUACUCCAGCUCACUCCUCAUCAUCUACGACGGGCAGGAGCACAAGGAGCACACAGCACCCCUGGGGAACCAUCUUCCCUUCCCCAGAACAAACUGCAGCCCCCCGCAGGGCGCCCAGCACUCCAGAGUCGACGUCCGGAUGAUCGACUUUGCCCACACCACUUUCAGAGGCUCCAAAGGCAACCACACCACCCACCAUGGGCCAGACCAUGGCUACAUCUUUGGCUUGGAGAACCUCAUCAGAAUCCUUCAGAGCCUCUCAGAAGGCAAAUGAACAGUUCUGGGGAACCCUUCGGGUUUCUUAGCGACCCCUGGCCCCGAGAAGCCCUGCGCUGGGGCACUGCCCUGGGCCCCUCUCAGCUGCUGGCUGUCACCUGCUGCAUGGCUUGGACUGAGGGCACGGGCAGCCUGCUGGAAAGCACCAAACAAGUGCCACAUGCCAAGACUGAGCUCAAGCAUGAAAAGCAAAGAGCUGAAAGAAUCUGCUCUGCCUGCCACCAACCAGGUGAUUUAUUUUCCUUCCUUGUUUUACUGCUGUCCUUGAUUUAUUUCUGAGCCACAAAGAAAGCCUUACUUGAAAGAGUCUUAAUGAUCAGCCAGGCCCUGCUCAGGUCCAUGCUCAGCA
Messenger RNA from Dryobates pubescens (Downy woodpecker), 1802 nucleotides. It is a transcript of the gene IP6K3, whose product is annotated as inositol hexakisphosphate kinase 3. Lineage: Eukaryota; Metazoa; Chordata; Aves; Piciformes; Picidae. Gene Ontology annotation, biological process: phosphatidylinositol phosphate biosynthetic process; inositol phosphate biosynthetic process. The record is from RefSeq and is a predicted model, not a curated record. Bases 246 to 1451 code for a protein of 401 amino acids. Gene Ontology annotation, molecular function: inositol hexakisphosphate kinase activity. Gene Ontology annotation, cellular component: nucleus; cytoplasm. The transcript is spliced from 5 exons.